CAACUUGGCUAACAAAUUUAAAGGGACAAAGAACAAGAAGAUCCCAAAACACCCUGAGAACUCAUUGAAAGUGAUAACACCACUGGCAGGUUGGAAGUGAUGGAACAAAUUUGGCUCUUUAUCCUUUCUCUGUCAGGAGUCCUGUCACUAACUUUGUGCAACACACAUGACUACAUUCUAAUUAAAGAGUUAAAGACAUGGGGAGAUGCUCAAGCUUACUGCCGAAAGCACCAUGUUGAUCUGGCCACUGUUCAAAGUGAUGAAAACUUCCAAAGUCUGCAAAAAGAAGCAGAUAAAAAUCUAUUUUCUUUAAGUGCCUGGACUGGACUCUACAAUGACAUCAAUGGCUGGCGGUGGUCUUAUGAAGAUGAGAACAAAACAUUUGAUAACUGGUGGUCAGAACAGCCAAAUAACUAUGGUGCAGGACAGGAGUGUGUUGUUUUAAGAUCUGACGGACUUUGGAAUGACUUGUCCUGCAGUGAACUAAGAUUUUUUGUGUGUUAUGAUGAUCAGAGCAACAGUACAGACACAUAUGUUUUAGUUACUAAGGUAAAAACAUGGCUUGAAGCACAGACACACUGCAGAAAGCGUUAUACAGACCUGGUCACCAUUAGAAAUCAAACUGACAAUGACCUGUUAACAGAGAUGAUCCCAGUGAUUGCAGAUGCGGUCUGGAUUGGUUUAUUCAGGGACAAAUGGAAAUGGUCCGACCAGGCCAACUUUACAUCCUCAACUGAAGUGACUGUUCAACAUCUGAUUGGACCAAAUGAAGACUGUGCUUCUGUAGAUUAUACAGGUUACAUUGAGGACUACAUCUGCUCUAAAACUCUUUACUUCUAUUGUGACACUGUGAAGCUGAAAAGGCAGAUAGUGAGACUGGAGGUAAAAGCUGAUCAGAAAGUGAGUGAUGCUACAUUGAAGGCUCUCGUCUUACAACAGAUUCAUUCACUUUCCUGCACGUUUGGAAGAUGGCACGAUACACAGGUGAGGAACUCCUGGAUAAUGACGAAAAGUUCACAUUUUCCUCAGAAGAAGAGUGGGACUCCGAUGAACGUUUGCAUUUCGAAGAAUGACUUGAUCUAGCCGAGGAUACAAUUUCAGAUGAGAUUCAUAUCCCAAGGUUACCAGAGCCUGCCAGAUCCAGCUCCGUUCCUGCUUGGUGUCAGACUCCACUGUUACAUGUCGCUGAGAGAUGAUGACAAACUACAGCCGGUGCUAGCCAAACAUCACUUCAGUCUUUUGACUUCAGAGGAUGAACUGAUUCCAACUCCAUUGCCUGAACCUUGGACUUAGAAUGGCCCCACCGAACCUCACCGA
Molecule: messenger RNA, 1317 nt
Organism: Myxocyprinus asiaticus (Chinese sucker)
Lineage: Eukaryota; Metazoa; Chordata; Actinopteri; Cypriniformes; Catostomidae
Product: macrophage mannose receptor 1-like
Exons: 7
Coding region: 100-1083 (327 amino acids)
Source: RefSeq, a predicted model, not a curated record